AUGUCCGAUCAUCGAGUAUCGAGUCCCGGCAAUCCAGGCCCCAAAGUUUCGAGGCGCAUCUGUGACUUUGUGGACAAAAGAAUGACAAGAGCCAGAAGCCGGGCUACGUGGUUCAACUCCCAAGUGCCCCCCUUCGCGGACAAAGAAGCAGGGGAAGGGUUCGAGUGGGUUUGGGACAGAUGGCUACGACCGUCGACACCGGGCGUCCCGACGAGCUGGAUAGGGGGCUGA
Colletotrichum destructivum is the source of this 231-nucleotide messenger RNA. RefSeq lists its product as uncharacterized. Bases 1 to 231 code for a protein of 76 amino acids. Lineage: Eukaryota; Fungi; Ascomycota; Sordariomycetes; Glomerellales; Glomerellaceae. The transcript has 2 exons. The record is from RefSeq and is a predicted model, not a curated record.